Messenger RNA from Nyctereutes procyonoides (raccoon dog), 1200 nucleotides. RefSeq names its product DNA damage inducible 1 homolog 1 (gene DDI1). Gene Ontology annotation, molecular function: aspartic-type endopeptidase activity; protein binding. The record is from RefSeq and is a predicted model, not a curated record. Gene Ontology annotation, biological process: proteolysis. Bases 1 to 1200 code for a protein of 399 amino acids. The transcript has a single exon. Lineage: Eukaryota; Metazoa; Chordata; Mammalia; Carnivora; Canidae.
AUGCUGGUCACCGUGUACUGUGUGCGGAGGGACCUGUCCGAGGCGACCUUCUCCCUCCAGGUCAACCCUGACUUCGAACUGCACAACUUCCGCCUCCUUUGUGAGCUCGAGUCUGGCAUCCCUGUGGAUGAGAUCCAGAUCAUCUUCAUGGAGCGGCUCCUCACCGACGACCGCUGCUCCCUGGGCUCCUAUGGCCUCAGAGACGGUGACGUGGUGGUGCUGCUGCAGAGGGAGAGCGCGGGGCCGCGGCCGCACGGACGAACAUCCAGCCUGCUGCAGAUAGAUUUCACCGGGAUAGCCGUGCCGGGCACGUCCAGCUCCCGCCACCAGCAGCAGCAGCAGCGGGCCCCGUCAGUGCAGCAGUCCCAUGGCCUGGACUCCGGAGAGAAGAUGACACCCACACAGGGCCUGGACAGCCCCGCGUUGAUCCGGAGCAUGCUACUGUCCAACCCCCACGACCUGUCACUGCUCAAGGAGCGCAACCCGCCCCUGGCCGAAGCCCUGCUCAGCGGGAACCUCGACACAUUUUCUCAUGUCCUCAUGGAGCAGCAGAGAGAAAGGGCCCUGAGAGAGCAGGAGCGGCUUCGCCUCUACACUGCCGACCCAUUUGACUUGGAAGCUCAGGCCAAAAUAGAAGAAGAAAUCCGGCAGCAGAACAUCGAGGAAAAUAUGAACAUAGCGAUGGAGGAGGCUCCAGAAAGUUUCGGACAAGUGGCCAUGCUCUAUAUCAACUGCAAAGUGAAUGGACAUCCUCUGAAGGCCUUCGUGGACUCUGGAGCCCAGAUGACUAUCAUGAGCCAAGCUUGUGCCGAGAGAUGUAAUAUAAUACGGCUGGUGGACCGCCGGUGGGCUGGCAUUGCCAAAGGGGUGGGCACACAGAGGAUUAUUGGCCGAGUCCAUCUAGCUCAGAUUCAGAUUGAAGGCGAUUUCCUACAGUGCUCUUUCUCCAUCCUGGAGGAGCAGCCCAUGGACAUGCUUCUGGGGCUGGAUAUGCUCAGGAGACACCAGUGUUCCAUCGACUUGAAGAAGAAUGUGCUAGUGAUCGGCACCACUGGUACACAGACUCCCUUUCUUCCCGAGGGAGAGUUACCCCUGUGUGCCAAGCUGGUAAGUAGUGCUGGGCAACAAGAAUCUCCAGACAAAGAAGGAGCAGAUACUAUUAAGCAUUCAGUCAUGGAUUUAGGAUGGAGAAAACAUUGA